Messenger RNA from Abrus precatorius (Indian licorice), 989 nucleotides. RefSeq lists its product as uncharacterized. The record is from RefSeq and is a predicted model, not a curated record. Lineage: Eukaryota; Viridiplantae; Streptophyta; Magnoliopsida; Fabales; Fabaceae. The transcript has a single exon. Bases 175 to 708 code for a protein of 177 amino acids.
CUUGUUUUGACCUCAAACUCCGGAACUUGCUCUCUCCCUCCCUCUAUAUAUAACCCUUUCUACCCUCAUCUCUCUCAUCGCACUCUUCUUCACAUUCUAUCAUCCUCGCUUCUCACUUUACAUCACCUCACCCAGUUCUUCUUUUUCUUAGUAUUUUUUUAGGAAAUUAAUUAAAUGGAGGAAACUGUGGUGCCAAAGAGGCCUAGAGAAGAACCUCAAGUGACAGAAGAUGCACAAAAUAUUUGUCAUGAAAAAGAGCCGUCUAAGAGGCACAAACCAUACAACAACAUACUCUCUCUUCUUGAAUCAGAGGAAUUAGAGGACUCCACCCAAGACCUCUCUCCUUUCAUCACAACCCUCCAACAAGAAAUCACCAACUGUGCCUCAGAUUCAGAUACCCUUUUGACCCAAGAACACAAACUCACCACCACCUCGACACCCAAUAGUUUAGAGAAAUCUUCAACCUGCACCACUCAUCAUUCUAAUGACACCGUGAAGGAUGAUGAUAAAGAGAGGGUCAUGAGACACCUUUUAGAAGCUUCUGAUGAUGAGCUUGGGAUUCCAAACAGAGUAGAAGGGUUACUUGAUUUUGGUGAAGACGGGUUUAACGGUGGAGACAUGUUUUCUUCUAUAUGUGAUGGGUUGUGGGAGCUUGAAGAUGAAACUGCUAAUUACUAUGCUUUGUUGCAAUCUGGACUCUUUCUUUAGUUUCUCUUGCUUCCUUGGAGGCAAUAGGCAAUAUAAAAUAAGAAAAACGAAGUUAUUGAAGGUCAAGGUGAAAUCUAAAAUGAAAAAUUGAGGGCAUUUUUUUCCUUUGUUUUUCAUUUUUUUAUCCCCCCUUUAUGCGAAGAUCAUGGGUUGCUUAUGUGAACGUGGUUGGAUUAGCAGUACUGUUGAGGUCGAUUUGUUUCAGAAACUACAAAGACCAUUUGGGCACAUAUUCAUAUUAAACAAAGUGAUUAGUCGUGAUCUAUUUAACUUUUUCUUCA